AUGUCUUCCUCGCCUCUCAAUAACCCUUCCGUCGGCAUUUUCCUUCCCCCGGAGAUCGCCGCCAACGGCUCGUGGUCAAGCACUCUGAUCGGCACUUGUGAUGAAGCGGACAUAUACGCUAUACAGUGCAUCCAAGGCCCGUUCCCACGAUGUGGAGCAGGAAGCCCUAUUUACAAUGUCACAGAGGCUUUAACCAGGGCUGAGUAUACAGCGACCACGACACGGACGGACGGCACUUCAGUCAUCACACAGAGCUGCAGCCUGACAGGAGGCUACGCGGCACUCUGUGUAGCAACACAUGUCUGGCACCAGUCAAAGACCACGUCAACGGCGGUAGUCACGACAACGAUGGCUGACAGCAAAGCCUUCAGUUCGUUUGUGUCUCCCCUGGGAGUGUCAUCUACUGCUCGAGUGCAGCAAGCUUGUAAUGCUGCAAGCACGAGCCAGCCACGCUGGAUGAUGCUUUCUGCCCUCUUGUGGGCUGAAGCCGUUACGGCGUGUAUCGUCGCUGUUGGUAACUCGGUAGAUGGUAGCAACUCACGGCAUUGUAUGGCUUUGGUCAAAUCAACUAUACAUCUCCUCUGCCUGUUCUCAGUUCUAAAUUUGCCUCUUCGAAGGUCCCGACCAGCCGUUGAACCCCGCGAUGAAGAUGCAGUAUCUGUUCUCGAAGCGGCAGUCGAGUCUGUCGCAAGUCUGCAAUCGUCACAACCUGCCACGGGCAGCUUGCCUACAAGUGCAAUCGUACCAAGCGAAACGUCAGCCCCUUUGUGCGUGCCGUUUGAGGACCCUGACGAGGGGGCAUCCGCGGUAUGCCAGUGCUCUGGCUACGCGGGUAGUCUGCCCACAUUGACAGGGCCCUCACCUUGCGGGUACCAGAGCAUUCCCGCCAGCUCAACCCAAACCAGUACGAUACAGAGCACCGGAGCUCUGGGCUUCCCAUUCACAUCAACGGCCGCGAAUGGUGCUCUUGUAGCAUUCCAAACCACGACAUCCAAUCAGUGGGGACCCGUUCAUACUGGCUCUAGUAUGACCAUCCGAUAUGGUAAAAGGAUGGCAGUGACCCUGGCUUCUGAGACAUCCGUCAACGUCGGCACCCUCACGUCAAGCGCUCUUUACACUGCAGUGUCAUCUGCACUGAUGGCGGCGUGCACAGAUUCUCCCGCCAACGCGCUGUCAGCCUCACCAACGGCGUCUGUCACGGAAUGCGCCCCAGUGCCCACUAUAUCCAAUGUUGUGUACACCGAUGGCAAAGGCGACUGGUACAAUGACGGCGAAAUAGAAAUUUCCAUUCCUACUAUCCAGUAUUUCGAUACCCAGUCGUUGCAAGGCCUCAUUGCCACGAUCGCUGCGUCGCUUGGGCCUAAUUCGAUCACUCCGAACAACACAUGGUCACCGGCACCCCCAUACUGCUCGGGCUUCACUUGCUCAUGGGACACAGUGCAAGGCGAUGUACCUGCCACCAUAUCGAACAUUCCCGGCUUCGCACAAGCCAUUUUCUUGGAGGAUACUGCCGACGCGCCCGGAUGGCCAGCUCAAGACAUGACUGUCGAACUCAAGUUCGCCUUACACAACGGCGGCACUUUCAUUUGCGCCGAUGGAGCUCUAGUCACAGACUCUCUCGCGGCUUUGGCGCUUGUGCCCGGACUGGAUUUCUUAGCGUUUCUGGCAGCUCCAGCUCUGGGCGUCAGCGUGUCGCUGAAUCGUAGAAACGGGAUGAGUUGUUCGUUAUGCGCCGAAUGA
Messenger RNA from Zasmidium cellare ATCC 36951, 1740 nucleotides. RefSeq lists its product as uncharacterized. The transcript has 6 exons. Lineage: Eukaryota; Fungi; Ascomycota; Dothideomycetes; Mycosphaerellales; Mycosphaerellaceae. The record is from RefSeq and is a predicted model, not a curated record. Bases 1 to 1740 code for a protein of 579 amino acids.